This is a messenger RNA of Mucor mucedo, 1586 nucleotides long. Its product is annotated as organic solute transporter Ostalpha-domain-containing protein. NCBI's taxonomy places the organism in Eukaryota, Fungi, Mucoromycota, Mucoromycetes, Mucorales, Mucoraceae. Gene Ontology annotation, biological process: transport. The transcript is spliced from 6 exons. The record is from RefSeq and is a predicted model, not a curated record. The coding region runs from base 18 to 1445 and encodes 475 amino acids. Gene Ontology annotation, molecular function: transporter activity.
AUACAUAAAUACAUUACAUGGCUGAGCAUUGUCCAACCAUUGGGGGAUUAAGUGAAAACGGAUUCAACCCAGAGUUCGAUUUAAAGCAGCUUGUGCUUAACCCAAGCAAUUCCAUGCAUGUAUGGGGUUGGUUAGUUUCAGGGUUUUUAGUUCUAGUCACAAUCACUAUUGCUUCUCACACGAUCAACGAACAUCUUCACCAUUAUUGCACCCCAGAUAUACAACGCCAUAAAGUGCGAGUGGUUGCGUACCCUGCCGCCUAUGCAAUUUUAGCGUGGCUGUCCUAUUUAAAAUAUGAUUACGAGACUGUAAUUCUUUUCUUUGCACGUCUAUUCGAGUCUUUUGCUGUAUAUAACCUAUACAUGUGCCUGCAGUCUUAUCUUCAACCUUACAGAACUAUAAACGAGGGUAAAAAAGAAGCGAUCGCGACAAAAGUGCUAGGUGUUUACACAUUUAGAUUAAAAUCGAAAUGGGGGCUUCAUUUUAGAGUCAUUACAGAUAUUCUAGUACUUCAGUUCCCGAUAUGGAAUAUUAUUUCUGCUUUAAUCUCAAUUUUUGCUCAGAUCAAAGGCAUUUAUUGUGAUGGCCAGUUUAGUCCAAAAGGUGCGUAUAUUUACUUGGCAAGCUUACAGUUUAUUUCCUUGUCCAUCAUCUUGAUGGCAUUAUUCACUUAUUUAUCUGUAUACAACACGGAGUGGAAAGAUGGUAAUAUUCGUGCGCAUGGUAUGUUUUGGUGUGUCAAAGGCCCCAUCAUGGUAAUAUUCUACUUUGGUGAUAUAUUACUAGCAAUUCUUGGUUACUUUAAAGUGAUUAAAGAUAAACCAGCAACUACCACAUCUGGCACUUAUUGGCCUGCAGCUGCUAUCAAAAAUGGAUACUACGUUUUAAUUAUCUGCAUUUGUAUGGCUGUCGUUGCCAUGCUCAUGCAAAUUUAUUUUGGUUUAGAUGCCAAAGAAUAUCAAACGGAAGAACCGGAUUACUCUUAUUUUGAUGCUGUAUCGGACGGCUUUUUAGCUUAUAUCCCCCAAUUUAUCAAAAAUGUAUUCAUGUGCGGAGGUGAUACUGUUUUGAGAAAAAAUAGAAGAUUAAGCGACGAUGAGCGAAAUCUUUUGGCUGCCAAUAAAGAUUUGGAAAAUAAUCCGUCAAUACAUGAAUAUUUAUCUCAGCCCUUGCCUGCGUUACAAAACAAUAAAUACGAUCAAGAUACAAGACAGUAUCAGCAUAACUUCAAUGCUUUACCUCUAGAGCCACUAGGUGGAAAUAAUACAACAUCAACAGCCGAGGAGAAAGAAACAACAUCUCAGCAUCAAUUAGACAAUUUAGCCAUCAUAUCACCCCAGGUACCAGCAAUGCAAUCGCGAACAUUAAAUAGAAACGACGAAAUAAAUCUAGAGUCUUUAAAUCAAUCAACUCAUUUCGUUCCUCAUGAGCUAGAGCGUAAAUAACAACAGACUGAUAUGGAUUGGAACCGAAAUUUUAAAGCAUAGAGUACCAUCUACCCCACCUCAUCCCCCCCCCUUUUUUUUUUGUAGAGGAAUAAAUAAAGUUUAACUCCACAUUCUCUAUCCUGACAUAAUAGUCAAUAA